Molecule: messenger RNA, 5396 nt
Organism: Odocoileus virginianus texanus
Lineage: Eukaryota; Metazoa; Chordata; Mammalia; Artiodactyla; Cervidae
Product: splicing factor U2AF 35 kDa subunit-like
Biological process (GO): mRNA splicing, via spliceosome
Cellular component (GO): U2AF complex; spliceosomal complex
Molecular function (GO): metal ion binding; pre-mRNA 3'-splice site binding
Source: RefSeq, a predicted model, not a curated record
GCGGAGGAGUCAGCUUCGUCGGAGGCUGGCCCCGAGCGUGCGAGACGGUGACCACGCCCCGGGCCAGCUGGUGCAGAUUCUGUGUUGUUAUUGUGAAGGGAGAAACCUCUUCUUCUACUUGGUUUCACCUUUGUCAAAUUCUGUUACAGUGCGAGAAACUCUUUGCCUACUGAGUUAGGAUAGCGUGUAGAAUUGAAGAACCCUUUAGUCUUGCCCCAGAAUGAAAAAAAAAACAACUUUUUUUCCAUGGUUAUAAAAGUUAUACAGUCUCACUAUUUUUAGAAAUCCAAGCACUGGUAAAUACAUACUAAAAAAGGAAGAAAAUACUCGCGAUUCUUAUCAGCCACAGAUAAAAAAUCUGUUCAUAUUUGGGUUUACUUCAGAUAUUUAGACUGUAAAGUGUAUUUAUUUUGCAUAUAACAAAGCAUUUUCAUUUAAAAAGCAGAUCAUGCCUCAGUCCCUAGUAUUUCAGGAAUAAGACAUUUGAUCCAUAUCAAAUGUAGACAUUCAUUAUCAUUUUUAAUGGGGGCAGAAUAUUUCUUGCUGUGGCUCUACUAUGCCAUAUUAUUUAACAUGUCCCCUAAUGGAUGGACAUGUUUUUCUAAUUCAUCAUCAGAAAACAGUAUGGUCGUGGUUACUUGCAGACGUAUAUGUUUGCAUUCUUGUCCAGUUUGUCUCCUUAGAAUAAUUUCUUGGAAAUGGAUGGUGGCUUCCAAAAAAUGGUACAGUUUAAAUUCCGAUUCAGGGUGGGAGGGAGGCUAAACAGGGAGGGGAUACACACUUAUGGCUGAUUCCAAUACAGCACGGCAGAAACCAAUACAGCAUUGUAAAACAAUCAGAAAUAAAUUCUGGUUCAUAAUGCCAGAGUGCCCUCUAGAAAAACUGUGGGUUCCCCCUCCCCCACCCCCCUCAGCAGUACAGAGUGUAAGAGUAGAUAUUUGUCCACACUCUGCCCUGCAUUAAAAAAUCUUACCAAUCUAAAAGGAUAACUUAAUGUUUUUAUUUGCAUUAUUAAUGAGAUGGAACUUUUUAUGUUUAUUAGUCAUGAUUUCUUUGAUAAAUCGUCUCUUUUGUCUAUUCUGCCGCUGUGUGUCACUUUUCAUAGCUCUCUAAGAGGAAUGUGAAUUAGUGAUUUUCAACCUGUUAUAUAAUUUCCACUAGUCCGUUGUUUCUUUGGAUUAUGGUUAUCUUUUUUUAGGGUAUUUUGUUUUCUUUUGUUCUAAUAUUGCCGUGCUUGAAGCUACACACUUCACUUCCAAGAAGUAGAGGAAUUUGUUCUAACUCAGCAAAGUUUAGAAUCUUAACUAGUGACCCAGCCCCUCUUCCAAUUUUAAACCCUUCCCUUCCAUUCUUGAAAUCCUUUCAUUUGUAACUAACUCAAUCGAACACUUCAGGUUUUGACAAGAUACUGCUGGAUAUUUUGGUACAGAUAAUAUCUGUAUUUAUCUACAAAAUACAAGCUGUUCUAGCAUCUGUGUGAAAGUUUCCCUAUAGGUAAGGAGAAAGGAUUAUCAGUUCUUUAUAUUAAAAAAGAAAGAGAAAAAACUGACAGCUACUUACGGAUCUUGCUAAAUUGUAUAUUUUAUUAUUUGCAAAUACCUGUCUUCAUACACAAGAAAAAGUGUGCAAUAAUUUGACUGCAAAGAAAACAUGCUUAAUCAUAGUAUAGUACACAUGCCAUUAAAAAAAAAAAAAAUCACUUUGGGCUUUAGUGUUGGAAAUCCACCCAGCCCAGUGUCCUGUUCCAUUUCUGUCCCUACUUUCCUCUGUUCUGUAUUUAUCUCUUUGGUAGGUAGUUUUGUAUUGCAUGAACAUUGAAAUGGAUGGUAUAAUAGUUCUCGAAAAGCACCAUUUUAUUUAUAUAUGUAACAUAUACUUACAUGUUAUGUAUAUAAAAUCUUGUUUAAACUUCACAACCUAUUGAAAUAAUUGUUUUCCAAAGUAAAAGCUAAGCCCUGCUUUACUACUUACAUUCAUUUAGUCCUUACCAUGGGUCAGACUUUGGAGUUUGUACAUUGUACUAUACAAUACAGAUAAUUCUGCAAAGUUACAUUUGGGGACUUCUGAUUUGCUUCAUCUCUGAUGCUUGUCCUGAGUUUUUCUUUCUUUUUUUUUGUCCUGAGUUUUUCUAUGGCAACUACCAGAAAUAAUGUCACUAAAUCCUUAUUCUCCUAGAUUUGAUAAUACAUCUACAUUAACCUUGAAAGGAUUUCACUUAAGAUCAAAUACCUUUAUCCUCUCUCUUUUGCUUCUAUUAUAGACUCUCCUAAGCAUGGCUUUUUAGUUAGUUGCUUUUUGUCUCAUGUAUCAUUUUUUAGAGUUGAUUUUUUUGAUUCCCUAACUCUCUUCUUUUCCUAGGUUUUUUUUUGUUUGUUUGUUUGUUUUUUUCAAUUGAAAACUAACGCCAGUGAAAGUACAUUGAAAUAAGGUAGAAAGUUAAAAAAAAUAAAAUGCUUUGGUUUGUUCUUACAUGUUUUAAGUGGGAAUAUUUUGCUACACUCCAUGAUUAUGCUAAAAACAGAAGCAUCUUUAUCUCAAAAUUAAAGGAGAAAGACCAUUUGUGGCUCAUAUAGCACUAUUAAUAGAUGGAAAAGCUUCCUAAAAGAUGCUGUGUUUUAUCUACUUAAGUCAUUUUCACUAACCAGUUUAUCAAAUAUAUGUUUUGUGUUUUUAAGUUUUGACACUUGGGCAAAGCUCUUUAUGAGAACUCAGAUGAGUAGUGUCAUUUGCUUUUUUUUUUUAAUUUUUCCAUUUAUUUUUAUUAGUUGGAGGCUAAUUACUUUACAUCAUUGCAGUGGUUUUUGUCAUACAUUGAAAUGAAUUAGCCAUGGAUUUUUAAAAUUUGCUUUUAAAAAGAACAGCACAACAAAUCAGAUACUUGUGGGUUCUGGUUUUAAUGAAUUUGAACACAAGGCACAGGUUUCCAGGUGUAUGUAAAUACAUGUCCAUUUAAAAAUUUCUUCUUGUCUCCGGCGUCGGCAGUGGUGUCGGCUGCGAGUGGGAAAUGGCGGAGUACUUGGCCUCCAUCUUUGGCACCGAGAAAGACAAAGUCAACUGUUCAUUUUAUUUCAAAAUUGGAGCAUGUCGUCAUGGAGACAGAUGCUCUCGGUUGCACAAUAAACCGACCUUCAGCCAGACCAUUGCCCUCUUGAACAUUUACCGUAAUCCUCAAAACUCUUCCCAGUCUGCUGACGGUUUGCCCUGCGCUGUGAGCGAUGUCGAGAUGCAAGAACAUUAUGAUGAAUUCUUCUUUGAGGAGGUUUUCACAGAAAUGGAGGAGAAGUACGGGGAGGUGGAGGAGAUGAACGUCUGUGACAACCUCAGAGACCACCUCGUGGGGAACGUGUAUGUCAAGUUUCGCCGUGAAGAAGACGCGGAAAAGGCUGUGAUUGACUUGAACAACCGCUGGUUUAACAGCCAGCCAAUCCACUCCGAGCUCUCCCCAGUGACAGACUUCAGAGAAGCCUGCUGCCGCCAGUACGAGAUGGGGGAGUGCACGCGAGGCGGCUUCUGCAACUUCAUGCACCUGAAGCCCAUCUCCUGGGACCUGCGAGGGGAGCUGUAUGGGUGCCGGCGCAAGCAGCAUAGAUCGCUGUCCCGAGACCUUGGUCGCCGCGGUGGAGGAGGCAGAGGGCGGGAGUGGGACAGGAGGUGGUCAAACGACCAGGAAAGGUCCGGAGAUUCUGAGCCAUGCCAUUUCUACCGUAUCUCUGCUAGAAAGUGUUGUAGUUCAUUGACCAAACCAGCUCAUAAUGGGAAUUUUUUUUAAAAAAAAACAAAAACAAAGAUGGGUCUCUAAAUAAAAUUUGUAGUGAUUAAAAAAAAAAAUUAAAUGAAAAUUUCUUCUUGUUUCUCCUAGCUCUAGUUCUCCUGGAGAGGAAUGAAGGAAUGUUUAAACUUCUUAUUCAAGAAAGACUUCUUUAACCUAAUGGUGCUUUGUUGCCUCCUAGAUCUUGGUGGUGCAAUAGAAGCUGGCCCAGUGGAAGAAACUUGUCAGCGAUUGUACUUCAUAUUGGAAGUAGAAUCUGGAAUCAAGAUUUUACCCCUUUAAGCACCUUGAUGGCACAAAGAAGAAGGUCCUUCAGUGUAGGAGAAGCAGUGGAGGAACUUGUGGGACCUGAUGGACAAAAAUGGGCUGAUAUGGAUCCAGAAGAAUGAAUGCUAGUAGCCGCUAAAGCUUACACUCAUAUCUGUGCAGGCCACGGUGAGGGAGAUGUCAGGAGAGAAGCCCAGUCCAUCCUGUAUGAUCCCUACAGUAAAGCCUCAGUAACCUCAGGAAAGCGACCUGCUUUUCCUGCACAACUGCAUUACCCACACAUAGAAAGCAACGCCCCUUCAGAAGCAGUCUCAGAGACCUCCCAAAGACUCCGAAAGCCAGUUAUGAAGAGAAAGGUGCUGCGUCGAAAGCCAGGUGGGGAAGUAUUAGUGACAGAUGAGUCGAUGAUCAGUGGAUCAGAGUCUGGUACAGAAAGUGACAUGGAUGUCUGGGACUUAAGACAAAGGCUGAUGAAUCUGCACUUCCAGGAAGACAGGGAAUCUCCAGUUGAUAUUUCACAAAAAUUUAGUCUACCACGUGAAUACCAAGGAAUUUCUCAAGAUCAGCUCAUUUGCUAUCUACGAAGAGAAGAAAUGGGCCCUCCAGCUUAUGAACAAGACCUGAUUGUUGCCAGCCGGCCCAAGUCCUUUAUCCUCCCAAGGCUGGACCAGUUGAGCCGAAACCGGAGCAAGAUAGACCGAGUAGCCCGAUAUUUUGAAUAUAAACGGGACUGGGACUCCAUGCGGUUACCUGGUGAAGAUCAUGGGAAGGAACUGCGCUGGGGUAUCCGAGAGCAGAUGCUUUGUCGUGCAGAAGCCCAGUCCAAGCCUCAGCAUAUAUAUGUUCCAAACAAUUACCUAGUGCCAACUGAGAAGAAACGAUCUGCCCUUCGCUGGGGUGUUCGUUGUGACCUUGCAAAUGGUGUGAUGCUCAAGGAACUUCCUUCCUUCCCUCUUUCUCCUUCUUAAGUCUUUUUUUUUUUUAAACUAGUCUCUCCUUUCACAGGAUUGUUUGCAAUAAUCUGGUUCUUAGUAUCUCUCCUUUUAUUUAAAUAGAAACAACUAACUCAAAAUACCAUGGAACACAGAGUAAGGACUUUACCCAUUACUGGUCUUUCCUAGCUAUAUGUCACAUUGGUAUGUACCACUUAACUUCCAGAUGACCAUCACAUCUAGCAGUUUCAAGAGGAAUCAUGCCAGAAAAACAGACCUAGGCUUUCUGUUUUGUCUUAGUGAGCAAAGCCAACACUAUUUGUUUCAUGAACUUGUUACUUUUGGCCAAUGUGAGUUGCUGUUUUUAUCAUUGUGUUUUUAAAGUUGCUGAGCAGUAAGCUUACCUAUUAAAGACUUUUGGAAAUUUG